AUGCCACCCAAAAGCACUUUACUCAUCGAGCAAGGCACACAUGUGGCUGCCGAUCGACGGCAAUUCAAACUCAAAAGCCAGACCCCUCUCUUGCAGCGUCACCGGCCGAGUAUGAGGCGCUUCGUUCGCAGAAAACUUCAUGUUGGCAAGGAAGCUUCAUCGAUGCAAAUUGAUGAUGCAUCCAAGGACCCAGCUUCGUCCACAAGCUCGUUCACACCCGACGCAGCCGUACAGGGUGACUGCAGCUAUGGAAUGCAUGUCCUGGUCGCAAAGCCACAUGACGAGGCGGGCUUGAUUGACAUUGUUGCUCUGCACGGCCUCAACGGACACUACUACCAUACCUGGACACUUCCAGCAACAAGAUCCAGCCCAGCAUGCAACUGGCUGGAGAGAAGCCUACCCCGCGAGGUACCUAAAGCCCGCGUCAUGUCAUACAGCUACGACUCUGCUGUAUUUGCCAAGUCGCAGGCGAGCAUUGGGGAUUUCGCCGAUCUGCUGCUCCAAGACCUUAUGGCGGAACGAUCAUCAGUGGCGGAGAAAGAACGUCCCCUGCUGUUUAUUUGUCAUAGCCUGGGCGGCAUCGUCUUCAAGAAGGCUCUUAUUCGCGCACGCGAACGAGAUCGAUACGAACAGACAUUGCAGAAGGUCCGCGGUGUGGCAUUCUUCGGCACCCCGCAUCGGGGUUCUUCCAUAGCGGAUUGGACAAGUAUACUUGGCAGAAUCUUAAAAGCUGCCUCUCCGGGGGUCAAUGCGAACACACAAUUGCUGGAUAGCCUUCGAACGCAGUCAGAGGUCCUAUACGACAUAUCAACGUCCUUCGUAGACCGAGGGAAAGGUUUGAGUAUACUCAGUUUCCUAGAGACACAAGCGUUACCGCCUUUAAACACGAUGGUUGUCGAUAAAUCUUCCGCCACCCUGUUCGUUCCAAACGAGACAGUCGUUCCCCUUCCUGGUGACCAUCGGUCGAUAUGCCGAUUCUCAAACACCAAAGAAUAUGAGCUGCAACGAGAAACCGUCCUACGUUACAUAGGCCAGGUGUGUGAAGACAUGUUGUGGACUGAGGCCACUUUCGUAUCCACCCUGUCACAUGCGGAACAGAGGCUCUGCCUGAAGCAACUUUACCCGGGGAAUUAUGAAUCUUUCAAGGACUUCAACGUCGAAAGUGUUCCAGGGACUUGCGAGUGGGUCCUGAGACAUCCACAAUACCGAAGCUGGAGCGAAGGCGACACUUCAUGUUUGUUAUGGGUAUCAGCAGACGCGGGCUGUGGCAAGUCCACUCUCGCAAAGUUCCUCGUCGAUCGCCUGCGUACUAUUAGCUUUCCGGAGAAACCACCAUUCUCCGUGUGUCAUUUCUUCUUCAAGGAAGGGAUCAGCGAACAAGAAAGCACCGUUCUCGCCCUCCGUGCGAUCUUACAUCAGAUCUUUACAAGGGAUCGUGCUCUCAUGCGGCAUUUUCUCCCUUCAUUUGAGGCGAAAGGUGAAGCAGUGAUGAGCGAGCUCAACACGCUUGUCCAAGUUCUGACCUCAAUCACGCGUGACCCUGAGUCUCCCAGCUUCAUAAUUGUCUUCGACGGGCUAGAUGAGUGUUCAGAGGCUCAUUUACGUGGGCUGCUCCAGGCUAUAAACAGUCUCUAUCAGGCGGACAACGAACCUACACGAGCCUCGCAGUUCCUCAAGAUCUUGAUGCUCAGCCGUCCAGAGAACCUGAUCAAGAACACUCUGAAGCGCCAGCCGAUGACUAUCCGCCUUCGAGGAGAGAAUGAGAUAGAAUCAAUCGGAAAGGAUGUCUCGUUAGUCAUACGCCACUUACUAGGUGGAUUGGAAGAGGAUGGCAUACCACACGACCUGCUCAACGAGUUUGGAGAAAGUCUGGAGCAUGGGGCGGAUAACACCUUUCUUUGGGUCACCCUGAUGAUACAAAUCCUCAAAGACCGCAAUCAAACACAAGGGGGCACAUCUCGAAAAGAGAUACGGCAGCUUCUCAGCGAUCACAGCAUAUAUUCAGUAUACAACCACCUGCUCAAGAAAAUUGGCAAUCACUCUGACACGCGGAAGAUGGUCGAGAUAAUACUCGCUGGAUCUCGGCCUCUGUCGAUCCUCGAAAUGGGCACUGCUCUCGCGUCGUCUCCUGCACAUUGCACUUUGGAGGACGUUGCUAACGACAUCAAGUAUCCAUGUGAGGAUUACGUGAAGUCAUUAGGCGGUCACUUCAUCAGGAUUAUUCAUUCUGAAAUUUUUCUCGUUCACCAGACCGCUCGUUCAUUCCUUCUCAAUUUCCACGAGGUUGCAAGUCAAGUCUCAAGACCUCCGCGGGGGUUGGGAUGGCAACACUCCUUCACAAUAGAUGCUGCCCACUGCACCUUGGCAAUGGCCUGCAUAUCAUAUAUGGUGUGCGUGGAACGCUCCCUUCAGAAUUGCAGGGCUCCCUUGAUUCCAGCUUUCGCGUAUACUGGACCAUCUGCUUUGAGGAAUGAGGUUCCGCAUGUUCAUUCCCAGGAUGAUACAGUUGAUAAGAUCCAGUGGGUUUUGCCUUCAUGGAGCCCUGGAGCAUGUACGACAGUCGGCCAUGAUUUUGACAGCUCGUGCGGCCCAUUCUGGUGGUAUGCUCUGGAGAGUUGGAGAACCCAUCUCAGCUCCUCGGCGAAAGCUGGAGGAAGGCAAACCUUGAUUGACAAGGUCUGGGAGCUCUGCCAAAUAGUGCCAAACGAGCCGGGAUACCCCUUUUGGACCCGGCAGCAUUGGUACCUUUCUCGGACCCAACAUAAAUUCCUCGAUACGCAGUUUCGAGGCAGGUGCUGGGACCGCGGGAGCAACCUGUCUCCAGCAGCUAAGAUAGCAAGAGUCGUUGCAGGGAUCCAUAUCACAGAUGUCAUGACCCGUUUCCUCGAACUCCACACGGGCGCGCAUGUUGUGGACGGCGAUCCACUGCUACACAUAGCCGCCGCCCUUGGGAUGAUCUCGGACAUUUUAUUGAUACUUGAGAAUGGGGCUGAUAUCCACGCGCUGGACUCUGAGGCCCAGACCAUUGCACAUCUAGCUCUGGAGAAUAAUACGCUACAAGACGGUGGACUGGAUGACGGUGAUGAUGCACAGGACAACAGUGAACGGCUCGGCCCCAGUCUGCUACGUCUUCUGAGCUUCCUCAUUAGCCGCGGCGCUGAUAUAAACUCUCGAGGGUGCGAAGGAAACACGGCGCUGCACUGGGCCGUGAGAGCCUGCACCGCUGCGGCAGUGAGAAUGCUGCUACAGCUUGGGGCAGACACAUCAGUUAGGAACUACGCUGGAGAUACUCCGCUAUGGGUAGAAACACCAGAGGAUUGUCGCGAGCUGGUAGAGUUGGUACUCGACCAGGCACCGCACAGCGUCGAGCCGAGGGGGGACACUAUCGUCCAUAUCGUCCACCAACACGGGAGCGCGUCGAUGAAGAGCAAGAUUCUUCCGCACGCGGCUGACCUUGUCAUCUUGGACGAUGAUGGACACAAUCCCAGUCGAUUCAUUCUACGGCGGUCGACUGUCAAUCCAGAUGAUAUCACAGAACUACACAGAAGGUAUGGCAGAGUUGCUGAGGAUGAGGAUGUGGAGAUGGACCCCUGGCAUCUGAAACGAAAGUUUUCAGAGCUGUUCUAG
Thyridium curvatum is the source of this 3627-nucleotide messenger RNA. RefSeq lists its product as uncharacterized. Bases 1 to 3627 code for a protein of 1208 amino acids. NCBI's taxonomy places the organism in Eukaryota, Fungi, Ascomycota, Sordariomycetes, Thyridiales, Thyridiaceae. Gene Ontology annotation, molecular function: protein binding. The transcript has 4 exons. The record is from RefSeq and is a predicted model, not a curated record.